This is a messenger RNA of Oncorhynchus masou masou (cherry salmon), 2842 nucleotides long. Its product is annotated as vacuolar protein sorting-associated protein 4B-like. Gene Ontology annotation, biological process: endosomal transport; vacuole organization. Bases 183 to 1499 code for a protein of 438 amino acids. The transcript is spliced from 11 exons. The record is from RefSeq and is a predicted model, not a curated record. Gene Ontology annotation, molecular function: ATP binding; ATP hydrolysis activity. NCBI's taxonomy places the organism in Eukaryota, Metazoa, Chordata, Actinopteri, Salmoniformes, Salmonidae.
UUCAUAGGCGGAAGUGACACUCGACAUCUUGAUGCGGAAGAGAUUCCGAACAAUUGAAGAUUUCACCAAAAUGAUAACAAAACACUAACCAGAGCUAAUAACGUCGUGUUGUAGCUAUUGUACGUUGAUCUAUUGAGACUAGAGUAAAGUUUUAUUUUGGCAAUUGUACGUAUCCAGCAACCAUGGCUAAUAACAAUUUACAGAAAGCCAUAGAUCUUGCAAGCAAGGCUGCAGAGGAGGACAAAGCUAAAAACUAUGAGGAAGCUCUCCGGUUGUACCAGCAUUCUAUUCAGUACUUCCUUCAUGUUGUGAAGUAUGAGGCCCAGGGAGACAAGGCCAAGCAAAGCAUCAGGGCAAAGUGUGCAGAGUACCUGGACCGAGCAGAGAAGCUGAAGGAAUACCUUAAGAAGAAGGAGAAGGCUCCUCCAGCCAAGCCUGUCAAAGAGUCUGGGUCUGAUGACAAAGGGAAUGAGAGUGAUGAAGGUGAAGGUGACCCAGAGAAAAAGAAGUUCCAAAAUCAACUCUCGGGUGCCAUCGUCAUGGAAAAGCCAAACAUCAAGUGGAGUGACGUAGCUGGGCUUGAGGGUGCAAAAGAGGCCCUUAAAGAAGCUGUCAUCUUGCCCAUCAAAUUUCCUCACCUCUUCACAGGAAAGCGGACUCCAUGGAGAGGGAUCUUGCUCUUUGGCCCUCCUGGUACAGGGAAGUCUUACCUGGCCAAGGCUGUGGCCACAGAAGCCAACAACUCCACCUUCUUCUCUAUCUCCUCAUCUGACCUGGUGUCUAAGUGGCUGGGGGAAAGUGAAAAGUUGGUGAAGAAUCUGUUUAGCCUAGCCAGGGAGAACAAGCCCUCCAUCAUCUUCAUUGAUGAGAUAGACUCUCUGUGUGGCUCCAGGAGUGAGAACGAGAGUGAAGCAGCCCGCCGCAUCAAGACUGAGUUCCUGGUACAGAUGCAGGGUGUUGGAAAUGACAAUGAUGGAGUCCUGGUUCUAGGAGCCACAAACAUCCCCUGGACAUUGGACUCUGCUAUUAGGAGAAGGUUUGAGAAGCGGAUCUACAUCCCUCUGCCUGAGGAGCACGCCCGCUCCUUCAUGUUCAAGCUACAUCUAGGCUCCACCCCCAGUGAGCUCAUUGAAUCAGACUAUGUGACUCUUGGUAAGAAGACAGAAGGCUACUCUGGAGCUGACAUCAGCGUCAUCGUGAGGGACGCCCUCAUGCAGCCAGUCAGGAAAGUGCAGUCGGCCACUCACUUCAAACGGGUCCAAGGAUCGUCAUGGAACCAUCCCAACCUCGUGGUAGAUGAUCUCCUGACCCCAUGCUCACCAGGAGAUCCAGAUGCCAUAGAGAUGACCUGGAUGGAUGUUAAUGGGGAGAAACUCAUGGAGCCUGUUGUUUGCAUGGCUGAUAUGCUGAGGUCACUGCACAACACCAAGCCAACCGUGAACGAGCAGGACUUGGAUAAACUCAAGAAGUUCACAGAGGACUUUGGUCAGGAAGGCUAACACUCAACCAGAUAAUGCAAACCCAACUUUCCUUUCUCUUGUCCUUUUCCUCAGGCUUGUAUUUACUACUCUACUUUCUCUCCAAGUUACAAAGGGGUUUCAUGUAUGUUGAUUUGUUUGCUUAUUCUGCUAAUACAUACCCAUAGUACAUUACUUUUUUCUUUUAUUUACGAAGCCAGAAAAGGUUGACUAAUGUUUAAGAUGGUGAUGGUCUCAAAGAAUAUGGAUUCAAGCAAUGUAUUCAUAGUUUAUGCUUUAAAACACUAAAGUGUCUGUUUUUGCCUUGAUGGCAUCAAACUAACAAUGCAUGUCAUGGUGCAUUACAGCAACUCCUCCAAAAGGCCUUUACUCCUUGAAGUACAUCUAUGACUUGACCAGAUAGAUUAGGAUUGCAGGUUUUGUUGUACUGUAUUGUGUUAGGACCUAGUUAGUUUAUUUGACUAGGACCUAGUUAAACAUGAACUUUAACUAGGACCUAGUUAAGUUUUUAUUUAUUUAUUCAUGUUGUAUCCAAGAAGGGCUAAGUCUAACGUUCACUCUGUGUUGGUGGAGUAGCACUCAUUGAGGCGGACCAUAUCAUGAUUAAAUAUCAGCAACUUUAAUUUGAUUUCAACUUCCUUUCAUUGUCUUUUUUUGUACAAUAUUUGUACUACAUUUUGCUGUAGGCUGUUUUUGAAAGAAGGCGUUAGUCUGAGUUCCUUGCUGUUCAACAGCAAGUAAAAGUACUUUGGGGAUGGGUGGGUGGGGCUAUGUUAUAAUGAAAUAAAACCCAAUGAUUGAUCUGAAAGAUGAAUCAGUAAUUGAGUGUGCAAUAAUGUUUGGUCAUUUUUUUUAACCUGUACCCCUUCAAUUGUACUUCAUACAUUUUUGCCCACUUCAAAUGUUUUGUACAAGUUGUGCCUUGAAAGAGAAUCAAUGUAUAUCCUCUUUCACUUACUACUAAAGCCGAUGAAACUUCAGACACCCUAUGAAAGAGACACAUAUUCAGACAGUUACUUACUUAUGAUUGUAUACAGUUCUUUCUAUAACCUCUGACUUAAAAACACAAAAAAUGCUAUAAAUCUCAAUGUACAGUAUAGUCAUUCAUUCUCAUUUGAGCUGUUCACAAAUAUUGUCUGGUCACUGGGAUGAGAUUAGUGUAGCGUUGAACAAUGCUGAGAAGGGAGGGGUUUUUCUUCAUAAAAGAAUGGUCAUUAUGUUUUCUUUUGGAAAUACUGUUAACAUCUAUGGCUGUGGGGUUUCCUUAGAAAUAUAUAUUCAGGUUUUUUUCUGGGAUGUUCCAGAGGUAUCCAGUUGUGUUCUAAUCUUGGUGUAUAUGUAAAUAAAAAUAUUACUUAUUGAAA